AUGGGCAAUCAUUUGGACAAUGUUCGUCUGAAUGAGGCUGCCCACUCUUCUAAUGACCUGAGCAGUAACAAGCUGAUGCUGAUUUCACGCAAGUUCUUCAGAGGAGCCGGGUUGCUCAGAAAUCUGAACCUGGACAGUAACCAGAUUACAUGUAUCAUUGACGGAGCCUUCAGACCGCUUCGAAUGCUGGAAACACUGACUUUGAAUAACAACAAUCUGACAACGCUGAGCAGUAGUAGCUUCACACACAUGACCUAUCUCAAGACGCUCCGACUUUCCGGAAACAACUUGUACUGCGACUGCUACCUGAGCUGGUUUGCCAGCUGGCUUGGGCUUCAUCCACGCCUAGCCUUAUCCACUCGAUGUGCUCAUCCGCAACAAUUCAGAGGAUUCAAGAUACCCGAGUUACAAGUCGCUGAUUUCAGAUGCACAGGUGAUGAAAACCACGAGGUAAUGUGCAGGGUCAAGCCUCUCUGUCCGGGAGGUUGUACGUGUAACUCUGAGAAUGUCGUAGACUGCAGAGGAAUCGGACUGACGGAACUGCCUUCUACUUUUCCAGACGGCUCUGUGGAACUGAGGUUGGAACAGAACCAGAUCACCAAAAUCCCAUCCAGGGCUUUCACUCAGUACAAGAAACUGAAAAGAAUAGAUUUGAGCAACAAUCAGAUACAAACGAUAGCAGACGAUGCUUUCGCUGGACUCCGGUCACUUUCAUCUCUUGUGUUGUACGGCAAUCAGAUCUCUGAUCUAUCGGAGGACAUCUUCAGAGGUCUUACAUCACUCCAAUUGCUUCUACUCAAUGCGAAUCACAUCUCUUGCAUCCGGGUCGGUAUCUUCCAGGAUCUCAUCUCACUCCAUCUGCUGUCACUGUACGACAACCAGAUAAUGUCACUGGCCAAUGAAACGUUGGCUCCACUACGGAACUUGCAAACGAUGCAUCUUGCAAGGAAUCCUCUGAUCUGUGACUGCAAUCUCAAGUGGCUAGUAGAGUACCUUGAGGAGAAUCCAGUGGAGAAGAGCGGAGCAAGAUGCGAGACACCGAGAAGGAUGAAUGGAAAGAGACUCAACCAAAUGAAGAGCAUCAAAUUCAAAUGCAAAGAUUCAGAAUACCAGCGCACUGCACAAGCUGGCCAGUGCUUCAUCGAUGCAGAUUGUCCAGAAUCCUGCAGCUGCAGUGGAAGCAUUGUAGACUGCUCUGACGCGGGAUUCCACUCUGUACCUGAUAACAUCCCAACCUACACAACUGAACUGCGGCUGAACGAAAAUGACAUUUCCAGGAUUUCUGCCGAUGGGAAAUUCGUUAACUUGAUCAACCUCAACAAAUUGGAUCUUCGUAACAACCGAAUCUCAAUUAUCGAGGAGGGCGCUUUCCAGGGUGCUUCCAACAUGUAUGAAUUGCUGCUUACUAACAACAAGCUCAGCAAAGUCCAUGGACGAAUUUUCUCCGGACUUAAAAAUCUGAGACAAUUGAACCUUCGAACCAAUCGACUUACUUGUAUCGGGAACGAGACUUUCAUUGGACUGAAAUCCCUGCGACUUCUUGCUCUGUAUGACAAUGGCAUCAGCACAAUAACAUCAGGAGCAUUUGAUUCUCUGAAAGAACUAUCCACAGUGAAUCUAAUGGGCAACCCUUUGAAUUGUAACUGUCACAUGUCAUGGUUACCGGAGUGGCUGAACUCUCGGAGUGUCUUUACCGGCGACCCCAUCUGCCAAUCACCAGAGAACCUAAGAGAUGUGCCUCUUGCUGGCUUGCAAAAGGCUGACUUCACUUGUGAUGAGAACAACCUGAACAGUUGCCUGCCUUCCAUUGCCUGCCCGAGGGAGUGUGCUUGCAGUGGCACAGUAGUAAGAUGCAGCAGAAAAGAACUUACAUCCCCACCAAGAAACAUACCCCUGACUGCUACAGAGAUAUACUUGGAUUCUAACCAGCUGAUAACUAUCCCUGAAGGAAUGACAGGUCAAAAGAGUCUCCACACACUGGAUCUGAGCACCAAUUUGAUUACGAUGCUUCCAGACAAUGCAUUUGCCAACAUGACCAAGCUCUCAACUCUUAUCCUGAGUUAUAAUCGCAUUGCCUGUAUACCACCAGGGACCUUCAGUGGAUUGAGCUCAUUAAGAAUCCUGUCACUCCAGGGCAAUGACCUCUCGACGAUCCCCGAUGGUGUUUUCAACGACCUCCAUUCUCUUAGUCACAUUGCCCUUGGUAAUAACCCUCUUUACUGUGACUGUAAGCUGAGGUGGUUAUCGGACUGGGUGAAAGCAGAUGGGUUUAAGGAGCCAGGAAUCGCAAAGUGUGCUGAUCCGUACGACCUGAGAGGGAAACUCAUCCUUACUGCUCCGUCAAGAUCUUUCCUCUGCAGUGAAGAGCCAGAUGUAGCUAUCCAGGCUAAAUGCGACCCGUGCCUCUCCAGUCCUUGUGAGAAUAACGCUGUGUGUACCAUCAGCCUGACGGAGCGCUACCUUUGCCAAUGCCAGGAAGGGUUCAAGGGUCGCAACUGCGAGGUGGAACUCAACGCUUGCGAGGAAGAAGCGUGCUUGAACGGAGGAUCAUGCCACAACCUUAAUAAUGGAGGGUUCCGAUGUGAGUGUGCAGCUGGCUUUGAGGGUGAUCUAUGUGCAGUUAAUAUUGAUGACUGUAAACAGCAUCGGUGUCUGAACGAUGGGAUAUGUGAGGACGGUAUCAAUGCAUACACCUGCUUCUGUAGUCUCGGCUACUCAGGCUCAUUCUGUGAAGUGGACAAGGAUCUGUGUGCCCCAAAUACCAACCCAUGUCAAAAUGGUGGUGUCUGCUACGAUCUUGGACGCAGCUACCGGUGUGAAUGCCUGACGGGUUUCCAAGGAAUCAACUGUUCUGAAUCCUACCAGGAUUGCCGCUCCCACCCUUGCGAAAAUGGUGGCGAGUGCAGGCAAGAGCUGAGUCAGUUCAUCUGCAGCUGCACGCCCGGUUACGUCGGUCAGUUCUGCUCCGACCAACCCAUCGUGGUCUUUCCCCAGACGUCCCCCUGUCAGGGUCACGACUGUCAGAAUAAUGCCCUGUGCUUUGAGGACAGCGACGAGUUCGGAUGCCGCUGCCUGCCUGGCUACAUGGGUAACAAAUGCGAGAUCCCAACCAGUAUGACCUUCUCUCAACAGGACGCCUACAUCAGCAGGACGGCUCCGGAGUUCUCCAGCACCGUCAAUAUAACGGUCAUCUUCGCUACCACGGAGGAGAAUGGCAUAUUAUUGUAUUACGGAAAAACCGGGGAGGCAGACCACCUCGCCAUCGAGCUCUUCCGGGGUCACAUCAGGGUCAGCUUCGACGCCGGGAACUUCCCCGCCGCGACGAUGUUCGGCGAUCAGGACCUCAACAACGGGGAAUUCCAGAGAGUUCAGGUCAUUGUGUUGCAGAGGAACAUUUCUUUGAAGAUCAACGACAACGAGGUGCAGAACGCCACCAACGAGGGCGAGAGCCCGUUCCUGGGCUUGGAUAACCUCAUGUACAUCGGUGGCGCGCCGAGUAAAGAGAAAGAGGGUGCAGUUCGGCAGUGGCAUCUCAGAAAUGGAUCAAGUUUCCAUGGAUGUAUGAGUGGCUUCUUUGUCAAUGGCCAGCCGAUAGCACCACAGGGUUCUGAACCAGGAGUUUCUGGGGGAUGCCCGAGUCUUGAAACACACGACCCCUGUGAGAAUAACAUGUGUGAACACGGAUUCUGCAAGAAGACAGACACUAGUUACACCUGUGACUGCCAGGAUGGUUGGAUGGGAAAUAUGUGUAACAGAAGAACAACAUGCAUGGGAGAGAGACGAACAAAGAAAGUCGAGGAGGGGAGCUGCAGCAGCCGAGAGUCCGUGUCCGACUUGGACUGCAGCGGGGAGUGCGGCAUCUCCUGCUGCACACCGCAGCGGGUCCGCACCAGGAUAAUGACGUUGCACUGCGACGACGGUACCACCAUCCGACACAAGGUUAAACUGGUUCGGAGUUGCGCCUGCCAAGCAUGCGUCAAGAGACUGGACAUUUUUAAAGGGCCAAUUUAAUAUUUUACCUUUGGGUUGAGAUGGAAGAACACUAUAAAUUUGUAUAAAGUUAUUAUUCUGAAAAAACAAAAAUACACAAAAAAACAACAACAAUCUGUAAUGCUUUUGCAAAAUGUGAGCUAUUUUUGUAGAUAUUAUUUUCUAUGCUGUAGUGAUCUUAUUAUAUGUGAAUUUGGAUCCUGGAUUCUCUGAAUGGCUUUAUAUUAUAAUAAUGUAUGUUAAAAACGGUCAGGCAGUUGAUUCUGGGGCUUUUUAUGGUGAAAAUAACACCUUUAUUUCAAACAUGGUGUUACUCUCAGAUCCUACUCAAUAGCCUAAUAAGGUUUUGAGUUGGUUUUGAUAAGACACUUUCCCCUUUUUUAAAACACAACUGUAAUGAAUAAUAUAUUAAGGAUUUUAAAUGUUGAAAUAACUUAAUCAAGAUAACAGUGCAAACUGGGUGAUUUUACAACUUUUUUUCACAGCACUCUAGAAAGUGUAUAAAGAGUAUAAAGUGCCGUACACACAUCAGUGUAUUGUUAAAACCAAAUAAUAUUGCAGAACUUAUUAGGCGAUAUGUUUUGUUUCAGCAGCUCUUUGAAAUUGGUCCUUCUGUCGUAAAGCCCAAACCUCACUCUACCUAUUCCCUUCAUUCACUUGGUAUUUGUUCUUUCUAUUCAAAAAAAAAAUAUGUUCAUGUUGUCUUAAAGUCUUCUUUGACUAGAGUCACUCACACUCACACAAAAGAGACAAAAUACUUCACAUCUGAUGUACUUCAUAAAGUUAUUUUAUAAGCAUCAUAAAUAAUACCUUUUUGUUUAAUCUUCAGUUAAAUCCGGACCAUGACAACCCUCGAGUUUUAAUGAAUGAAAUUGAAAAGAA
Asterias rubens (European starfish) is the source of this 4872-nucleotide messenger RNA. RefSeq names its product slit homolog 2 protein-like. Lineage: Eukaryota; Metazoa; Echinodermata; Asteroidea; Forcipulatida; Asteriidae. The record is from RefSeq and is a predicted model, not a curated record. The transcript is spliced from 30 exons. Gene Ontology annotation, molecular function: heparin binding; calcium ion binding; Roundabout binding. Gene Ontology annotation, biological process: axon guidance. The coding region runs from base 1 to 4011 and encodes 1336 amino acids.